AAAUAUAUUUUUUUAUUGUUUUGUAUAUAGAACAUUAAAUACUUUAAUAAACAAGAUAUGCAUAUAUGCGUAUUCAACAGACUCGAUCUUUCAUUCCAUUACAGCUCACUACAGUGAAUUGCCAUCCGUUCUACUCACAUGAUGCAAUGUAUUUCCAAGCAAAACAAAAUAUUCAAUAAGAAAAUUUUGUAGAAGAGACUUCAUUUUGUCUGUAUUCCCUUGGCAACUGACUGGAUGGGCAUUAAUAGAAUGAAAUCAAACCUUAAUGCAAGAUUGCUAAAAAAAAAAAAAAAAAAAACCUAAUAGCUUGUGAUGUCAAGAGAAACUGGCCAUUUAUGAGGCAGCAAGCAUUUCUGAAAAUGUAUCAAUGCACCAAUAAAUAGUUCUCAAUAAGAGCAUGCAUGUGUUGUGUUCAGAAUAUGGUCAUAUAUUUCCCCAUCCUCCCUGAAAAUAUGACACAUUUUGGCAAUAAUAAGUGGCAUCUGUGCCUCCCACUCUUUGAAAAAACGAAGCAUAAUCUCACCUCCCCUUCGCCUCACGGUUAGCGCGCUAGACUACGAUAGCUCAUUCAUACAUUCAGCCUCUCUCUCUCUUGGUAUGACUCACACACUCUUAGCCUUAACUCAAAGCCUGACUGCUCUCACACAUUAGCAGAGCUGAAGAGGAGACCUGCAGCUACCAGAAUUCAAAUCUGGAUCAAAGUGGAUCAUCAUAAAACAUCUGCAGAAUAAGGCAACUUGAGUACAUUCAUGGAAAAACAUAAUUGCCAUGGGAUUCCAAGGACAAGAAAGAACAAGAAACAGAAGAGGCAGAAUUUCACCUAACUGAAAAAAAAAACGGAAAAAAAUUGUAUAAUUAUAAAAAUUGUAGCGUUUCAUAUUAUUCCUUUGAAGAAACUCUUCUCACAUUAAGCAAUAAUGUUUACAGAAUGCCCCAAAACUUUACAAUCCAUGCAUAUGCUAUAUGGAACAAGAAAUUUUGCGAUGCUCUGAAUGGACAUAAAUGAAUUGAUUGUUCAUACAGUCUGGAAUAAACAGUACCUUAAGCUUUCAUCUCAUUUUAUGGAGGCCUUGCAUAGCCAGUUGACCACAGGGGAGCAAUCUGGAUGUUUAGAAAAUCAGAAUGAGACUCCAGCGGAAAGCCCCCAGCCACAUUCGGUCCCACAGUAUCAUGAACAGAACAAGGUUGUCACCGAGCAGCAACAUGCACAACAGCAAAAACAACAGAAUCUCAAUAUUGAGAGAAAACGUCUCCGAAUACAGAGGAAAAUUGCUCAGGAGACAGAAACUGUUAAAGAUGAAAUGUCAUCGAGAACUUCUGAAUUUCUUGACACUAAAAUGAGGCAGCCUACUGAAAUGCCAUCUGGAGAAGCCUCCUCAGCAGUAUCAGCUACACCAUCCUGUUCCACGGAUGAGGCCAUGGAAGGUACACCCAGACAAAAACGUGAACGUAAACCUCAAAAGCCCGGAAAGUAUGUGUGCUCAUACUGUGGCCGGGCUUGUGCUAAACCUAGUGUGCUUCAGAAACAUAUUCGAUCCCACACUGGAGAGAGACCUUACCCCUGUGCGCCAUGUGGGUUCUCCUUCAAGACUAAAAGUAACCUUUACAAACACAGAAAGUCCCACACUCAUAGGGUGAAAGCUGGUCUGACUGCAGAAACCGAGGGACCAGGUAUAAGUUGUUCAGAGGAGCCACUUACAGAAUCAGAUGAAGAAAGACAACGAUCUUCCUUUUUAGAAAAACAAAGAAUGUCCAUUGAAGAGCCAAAUGUCACAGAAAAGGGCUCUGAGGAACAGUUACAAGGUAUAGAAGACUCCCAUGCAGUUAAAAAGAGACUUGCAAUGAGACUUAGCAGAGGAAGACGAACACCUAUAGGAUCAUCUGAUGAAGCAUCCUCAUCAUUUGGUCUAAGUAGCAAAGGUAGCACAGAGUCUGGCUAUUUCUCUCGAUCUGAGAGCACAGAAGUCUCUCAAGAUAGUCCACCAAACACAAGUGCCAAAAGUUAUGCAGAAGUCAUACUUGGAAAGUUUGGUCGCCUUGGUCAUUUACAAAGGACUGCUCCUGAACAACAUGGCAAUCCUGCUGGACAAGAAGGGAAAAGAAUUCCAUUCACUGUACCUAAAAAGCAAGUUAUCGACCACAUAACUAAACUCAUUACCAUCAAUGAGGCUGUGGUAGACACCAGUAAGAUUGAUAGUGUCAAACCCAGAAGGUUCUCACUCUCUAGGAGAAGCAGCACAGAAGUGAAGCCAGCCUCUUCUAAAGAACCCUUUCUUUACAGUCCUAAAGAAAUAGAUCUGAGUGCAAAGAGCAGUGGUUCCAUCACUCUUGGUGUACCUUGUGAGAAAUUUCAGCACCAUCCUCUUAUUAUCCAGCAAGCUGACCCGACCACCACUGCUCCUCUUCUAAGAAGUCACUCUAUGCCCUCAGAUGCAGGUGUUAGUGAUCUGUCUGAAACUUCUCAUAGCCUUCGCCUUAGCCAAUCCUUUGAUGACCAGCAGCCAGUUCAGAAUCGGCGUCACGGUAUGCUAAGACGGCAACCUGCCAUUGAAUUGCCCAUAGGUGCUGAAAUGACCAUGGAGGAACAACUGUAUUCCAGCUCAACAUUUCAUCCAUCAGUUUCGACAGUGCCUCAUCCAAGCCUAAAACAAGAGACAUCUGAAUGUGAUGCAUGUGGUAUAGUUUUUUCUGACUGGGAGAGAUAUCAAACACACAAACAGCACUGCUGUACGGUUCAUAUUUCUCAACAAACUGAAAGUCAAGUCUACCAAGUGAAAGAACCCACAAGAACAGACACAACUCGUCCUGGUGCUUUUGCAUUUAGAAAAAGAAGGAAAGAAGAGAGUAUUGAACUUGAAGAUCCUUCUUUACCAUCUGCUUCUUAUAUACCAUUGAAAGGUUUUAAACAAUCAUGUGAACAGCCUGUUAAAGAGACCACUCAAGAACAUGGUACAGACGGUGCUUUGAAAGGAAUAUCUGUCAUACAGCAUACUAGUUCAUUUGAGAAACAUGAUAGUACUUUAAAAAACCCUGGACCAGAUGAGGUCUCUCACUCGCAUGAUGUCUCUCACUGUUCUCCUUACUCAGAAUCAAAGCAGCAAGCAAGUAAACCAUCCUUCCGUAAACUUGUACGCCAACACAAUGUGCCAGAAAUUUUGGUCACUGAAGAUUCAAACACCAACACAGUGGCAGCAUCACUCCUUCCAACUGUCCCAAAAAUAAAGGACAUUGAAAAAGUCAGUGAGUUCCAAUGGCCCCAAAGAAGUACAACUUUGGCCCAACUUCCAAUUGAAAAGUUACCACCUAAAAAGAAACGUCUUCGUCUCGCAGAAGCUGCCCAGUCAUCAGGGGACUCAAGCUUUGAAUCAAUGUCCCUGACUCAUAGUCCAAGUCAAGACAGUUGUGUGUCUCAUACCUCCAGUCGAUCAACUUCAUUUGAAGAGACUUGCAAAGGUGAUGCAGACAUGACUCCAACUAGGAGAUCAAGAGCCACUCAUACUUUGACAAUUCCCACAAAUUCUCACAGAGAAAUGAGGCGCUCUGCAUCUGAGCAGGCACCCCAUGUACCUCAACCUGCUAACCUUAUUAUGGAAACUCGCAGUAGGUCAUUCGACUACAGUAGUUUGUCUCCAGAUCGAACCACUGCAGGAUGGAAAGAAAGGCGGAAAUGCCUUCUAAUGAGGCAUAGUGCAGUGAGGGAACCUGAGGAGGAAGACCAAACUUCUAAAGCCAUCAACGCCAGUUCUCCAACUCUAAGGAAUAUCACAUUGCCUAGCUAUAGCCCAGGCACCUCCUACAGUCCAACCACCACCCAUCUUGUGACUUUAAGCAAUACUGUACACUCAUUUGGUGAGAAGCAGGUCAUGCAAUUACAGCAUAUUUUAUCAGAGAAUACCCAGCAGAAUGCAUUGCAGUUGACCCCAAUGAUACACACUGAUCAACCCACAACAGUGGGAAGUCUUCUUUGUCCAUCAGGUGCUGCCAGAGCUCACUAUUCUUCAAUGUCGACAGGCCUUAAGCUUGAAAUUCCACUAGAGAAUGAACUGGUGAAUUCUGAUACAAGGGUCAACCAACCAUACCUUACUCAUUAUCACCAUCAGAAUCUUGGUUUUGAUGUUACUUCAAACCCAGAACCAAUGAGACAUUUACCAGCUCAGAUAAUUCCAGUCCGUAUUAAUUCACACCUUCCUCAUUAUGCAGGCUCAAUUUACACUACAGUUUCAAAAACAUUUACUGCAAGGCCUCAGGAACCUUGCUGCUCUGGAGUCGGUUCAGUUGCAGUGGUUUCAAACCUUGAGAUCAUGCACCAACAACCAAUAUCUGAUGGAUCCAAAUCAGCAAGUGCUGGCACAACCAAACGUGUGCUGUCCCCCACGAGCGGUGAGGAGCUCAUCCCAGAAAGUGAACAACAACAAAAACGAGUGAAAGAGGAGGAGGACAAUCGAGAAAAUGAAAGUAGAAAUAAUAAAGUUUUGAUCGAAUGCAAGAAGGAAGAAAGAUUUGGUGAGCAAAGUGUCAUCUUCCCUAUAGAAGAGAAAGAACCUUCAUUUCCGACUCUUAACACUAACCUUAAUUUUAGCUGGUGCUAUCUAAACUACAUAAAGCCCAAUCCAUCCAUACAGAGUGAACAACAAAACUCUGUCUAUUCCUCAUGGAGUACAAGUACCCGUAACCCAUACCCUCCUGGCCUGACAAGCAAGGACAUGCUAGCCUUGUUGCACUGCAGGCAGAGACAGGAAGGACUCAUCUACACCAUGGCGGACAUGUCACCAUCGCUGGACAGGAAACAAGAAACACCUGACUCCCAAAAGCCUAACGUGACUGAGGUACAUGCCACCCAGCCCACAGAACUGAAAGAAACCCAGCAAACUGAGUUGACAGAGGUAGAAAAGAAAACAUCAGAGGAGAAGGAAGAUCAACUAUUUACUUCCAAAUACAGCUCACGGGUUCAGAUUUGUGAGGGAGGCUACAGGUCGAGUGAGGAGUACGUGUAUGUCCGGGGCCGUGGGAGGGGCAGAUAUGUUUGUGAAGAGUGUGGAAUACGCUGUAAGAAACCCAGCAUGCUGCGCAAACACAUACGGCUGCACACGGACGCUCGGCCCUACGUCUGCCAGCACUGCAACAUCGCCUUCAAAACCAAAGGGAAUCUAACUAAACAUAUGAAGUCAAAGGCUCACGGGAAGAGAUGUCCAGAGGGAACUGCUCCAGGACCGGUCCAGUGUGAGCUUGAGACAGAUGAGGGAGGUGACAGUGAUAAGCAUCUCCUCGAGACGGAACUAGUGGAGGAGCAUCAGUUCUCUGAUGCAGAGGAGACAGAUGAGGACGAGCCUGAAGAUAAUGAUGAAGGUGAUGAGCAAGGUUCGCCUAAAACCCCGUCUCUGUCCAGAGACCCUCCUGGCUCCUAUGGCGUCUCAGGCCUGUCAAACCCAGGCUGGGAGCAGCAUCCCAAAUUGCCUGUGAGCAUGAGUCCCCGCAAACCGAGCCACUACAGAGAAGCCUCCUCUCCUAAGACCACCAAGUCUGUCAUAACCCUUCCACUCCUCGAACCCUCCACAGGGAAGUGCUCGUCCCCCAUCCGCAGCCUGUCUCCUGGCCUGCAAAUGUCCCCUGCUUUACCGCAGUCUCCUGGACGAUGUCCCUCGCCGAGACUCAGUUUCUCACCAGCAUCCUGCCUGUCCUCUUUGUCUCCUUCAAACCGCCAAGCCUCACCUUUCCCAGAGAGACGUGUGUCCCCCAUUAGAGCCCUGUCCCCCAAACAGCCUGCGUCUCCCAGUUGUCCACUUGCACUGACCGUCGGGGCCAGUGUGACUAUUCAGUACCCAGCUGAUGAACCCAGAGAUUCAACAAAAACCUCGCCCAGCAGAUUACACCUCAAGACCAAACUGGAGAAGACACACAGUCCUCAGAGAAGGACCAGCAUGACACAGUCUUGGCCUCUGGCACAGGGGUGUCUCUCCAGGAACACACAGCCCAAGGAAGGCCAGCGCGUGUUAAGUCACCUGCCACUGCACUCGCAGCCCCAGGUGAUGACUCCCAGCCUCAGCCUCACCAUUCCCAUCGGUGGGAUCCAGAUGGUGCAGCCACGCUCCAAUAUACUGCUCCGGAGCGCAUCUCUGAACCACAGCGUGGCCCAGAUGACCGUCACCCUGCUGACGAAGGAGAAAGGGGCCGAUGGGAGUCCUCCAGGCGACGUUUCUCAUCCCAGAAAUCAGCUGAUAGUGUUCACAGAGCCUGCGGUGGAGAUGAGCUCGAAGAGCGACGCUUCCUCCGAUGAAGGAGCGGUUCAAGCAGAGCUCGGUUCAAAAAAGAAGGAGGUUCCCAGUGUUCCCAUGACCACAUGGAAGAGUAUCUCUCAAAGAAACAACAGAAAGCAUCCUCGAAGUCCUAAGAAGGCUCAGCCGGUGGACGCUUCAAGAACAUCCAUGGAUGCUAAGUGUUGAAGGAAAAGUUCAGCCAAAAAUGAAAAUGUUGUUAUGAUUUAUGCACACAUUUGUCAUUUCAAACCUGCGUGUUAGGCACGAUGAUUGGUUUUGCUCUUUCAACACAAUAGCUUUUGGUAUUGGCCAACAGUGUUGGCAAUAAAUGCGAGCUUGGGGCAAAAUGCAACCAAAAGGAACAAAAAUGCCCCCAAAUUUAAAAUAAGGGGGCCAAAACUUCCUUGAGUACAUUCAUAUCUGAGUAUAUAUAUGGCCUUUUAUCACUUCCGUGGUUAGUCCUUUCAGCAUCCCUCCUCCUCCCCAUCUCCACCUUUUAGUCAUAUUUAUUUAUUUAUCUUUCUGUCUAUAGAGUGACUAUCAGAGCUAGAGCAGAAUAGUCUCUCUCAGCCCUCCAUUGCAGACAUCAAGCCAAACCUGUUUAUCACUAAUGUUAAGUUUAUAUGGGCACACAAACCCGUGAAACUAUAUUAUGGCUGUAAUGUAAAAAUGAAGGAAAAGUGAUGAUUUUGGCAUUACGUUUAGUUCUGCUAAUAUUGCAUCUGUGUUCUUCUCAUCAGAUCUCAUCAUUGGGUUUUUUUUGUUUUGUUUUUUUGCAGAAUUGAGCAUCAUAACCAGUCACACAUUUCUGUUGAGCUUAUGAAUGCAAAGACCAGUCAGAGGCGUUUAGAUUGGUCACUGCUGAAAACACCAGUUUUGUUCAGCGUCACAUUCACUGAAUGAAUUGUGCUCUCUUGUCAAAUAGAGUCUUGAUUUUCUUAAGCGUAAACUGCAAUAAACUAGUUCAUAAAUGGUUCUUAAGUAUGUUUUGUCUGUGUGGCCUAGCCAGAUUAUGACAUGUGGUUUUCCCAAACAUUUAUAGUUCCCCCUUUAAUAUUUGAAAAUUAAAUGUCAUGCAUUGUGUAACACGGAUCUAAGGCCCUGUCCCAAAUGGAAUACUUAAUGUGCACUAUCGGACAUUGCACUUACAAUGACCGCCGUGUGCGCAUGUCCAUUAAGUCCACGAGACCGUUGGGUUCCCCUUUCGUCAUUUUAGCAUUCAGAACUUUGCACCCCUUUGCAGCUGUUAUGUGCCCUCGAUCUGCACUUUUGCAGAGUCCGCACUGGGGCGAGCUCCGCAGCAAACUUCAACCUGACAGUCAAAGCGACAUUCUAUCACGGAAGUGCGACCUCAGAGGACGACUGUGAGGGCUCAUGGUGCCAUUUGGGACAGGGCCUAAGUGAAUGAAAACAUCCUUCAAAGUUUUAAAUCUGAAAGUGCACCCUGUAUAAAGUUAUUGUCUCUCAGAAGAAAGAGUUGACCCUGAAUAAUUGAAACAAGUCAUUUUUAAAAUGAAUUAUUGCCUGCCCACUUGUUGGUAUUUUCGCAUUGUUCUGAAUGAUAAUGUACAGUAUAUUAAUUUUUUGCCACUAGGUGCCACUUUUGAAACUUAAAAAUAGCAGUUUCCCCGGUAACGCUGUACACAAAGCAGCACUGUGCUCACAAACGCAGCUUUAUCAGGCGUUACAGGCUCAUGAUGAAAUGACACUGACCAAUCGGACCGAUCACUGCAGAUUCGCAACACGCAAAAAAGGGGUUUGAAAAAAAUGAUCACUGAGUGAAUCGUUUGGGAGACGUUGAGCAAGUAAGGUAAAAAAAUAAAUGCUAAAGACAAUGAAAAUGUUUUUUGACUUUGCAUGAAUGUCCACCUGUUGUUGUGGACUCCCAAAACCAAAAUAUGAAAUAAGGUAAUUAGACUUUUUUUUUUUUACUCUAAAAAUCCCCAAAGUGGAUUAGUGAAUUUCUGACCCUGUUGACCAACAUGUAAAAUAUUCCAUCAUGCACUAUUUUUGAAGAUCGAAAGGCAAGAUUUUCACAGAAUAACACCUUAAAGGGGUCUUGAAUCAAACUAUGAUUUUAUGGAAAAUUUGUUUGAAAAUAUUUCUUGUUAGUCCAAAAGAGCUUUUAUUGAAACCAAGUUUCCAAAAAGAACUACCUCUGGGUUUUUAUGAUGUUAUAGACACGAAAACAUCAGCAGAGUUCAAUUCUACAUCAUUGAUUUUUUUUUUUUUUUUGACCUGUCCACAGGCAGGAGAAAUAAUAAAACAGGAUCAUAGUUUUUGCAGGCUUUGCAAAUAUUCAUUUACAGAAAGAUUAUGGACCCACCACAUGCAAGCAUGUUAAAAUAAGGACUCAUUUACAGUCACAUGUUCACAUAGCUGGUUCUUUCCCUGCAUGGGAUUUCUUAAUUUUCUUAAAAUAUCUAGGUUUUUGCUCUCUACAGUCUCAGAAAAAAAAAGGUAUAACUGGAAUGCACAUUUUGGGUGCAAAGAUGUACUAUUUGAAAGGGUACCAUCCCAGUGAAAGCUUUUGUACCUUUUUUUCUGAGAAUGUACAGUAUUUACACAUAUUUGCAUUGCUCUGACCAUCUUUAGACCCCACCUUCUCGCAUGUCACAAUAGGUUGAUUAUGAACAAUCCCUGCAUUCAAUCACUGUCAGUCACUUCAGUUCAGCGAAACAUCUGCACUCUCACCAAAAGCCCAUGUUUACUUCAUAUCUUCACUGUGCUAGUUAUGAUGAAAGCAUCCGUCAGAGUGUAGAAGUCAAAUUGCAUUGGCAGAUCAUUGCAUUCAUGUGCUCAACAGACUUGAUUGAUCACCUACAUGCUAGCUGUAGAUCUAAUGCUAACAAUCAACACGUUUUACAAUUAGUUAGCCAUGGGCAGCUGUGAUAUCAAAAACACAGUAACACAGUAAAAGUUUUCAAAAGAGUUGCUCAUGUAACUCUUAUUUCGUAUGCAAAGUUGUUGAACAAUUAAAAGAGACAGCAGAGUGUUUAUAUCAUAGGGUUAAAAUCAAAUAGCCUUUGAUCUCGAAAUUAUCACAGUCACAUUAUAAGUGUAGCUCGGGAAGCAUAAAAUACUGAAAAAUGCGACCAUUGCAUGGUUUCAGGAGACAUGAUUUGUAUUUUUAUGGUAUUUUAUAGGAUGCUUUUUGUAGCAUUCUGCCUAACAUGCUGGUUUGGAUGCAUGAGGAAAUGAUGAGAGAUUUAUUUUUUUGGGUGAACUAUCCUUUUAUGGGUCUGUCAGAUUUUGGGUAGCAGAGAAAAUGUCUCAGACCAGGAUUGAAUCAUUGGACUAAGCUUUGCUGAAUCAUUUUGCUAGUUAUGUAGAUGUGUAGAUACAAUACGUUCCUGAUCUAUGUACAUUUUCCUGUCUACAGUUCACAUUUUACAUAGACCUACCACACAUGCGCAUUUAUGUGUGUGUGUGUGUGAUAUGCAGUGUAAAAUGAAUACAUUUUAUGUAUUUAAUAAAAUAAUACAUAAAUAUAUAUGAGGUGCCAAUAAAAUCCAAGUCCCAUUUUUCACAUUUUAUUGUGUUACAGCAUGGAGGCAUUUAACUAAGGAAUUUUCCAGUCAUCAUGAGGAAAAUAUAUCUAUAUCUACUGUAAAUCUUAGUAGAAAUCCUACUGUACAAAUGUAUGUUUUUAUAUGCAUUUAUACUAUAUUCUAUGGCAUUGCAGCAUCUGUUUUUCUUUGUUGUAUGUGAUGGUCGGUAGACUAUUUUUGGCCAGCAUUUGAAACACUCAUGCAUUUCCAGUAAAUAGACUAGAAUGUGGUCAAACCCAGAAGAUGAGCAGCUCUGGUUGAUGGUUCAGUUGUUCUUGUGGUGUUGGUUAUUUAGUCAGUACGGUGUGCCUCCCGUUGUGAUGUACUCUUUCAGACAGGACAAAGUAUUAUCAGAAAUAUAAGAGUUACAGGAAUUUACAUUGAAAGAUAGUUUCAAGAGUCUGUUGUUGCUUUACCUAUCUUUAUUUUAUUCUAUAAACUAUGCACAAAAUGU
Molecule: messenger RNA, 10259 nt
Organism: Carassius auratus (goldfish)
Lineage: Eukaryota; Metazoa; Chordata; Actinopteri; Cypriniformes; Cyprinidae
Product: transcription factor HIVEP3-like
Exons: 7
Coding region: 993-6440 (1815 amino acids)
Biological process (GO): regulation of transcription by RNA polymerase II
Cellular component (GO): nucleus
Molecular function (GO): DNA-binding transcription factor activity, RNA polymerase II-specific; RNA polymerase II cis-regulatory region sequence-specific DNA binding
Source: RefSeq, a predicted model, not a curated record